Molecule: messenger RNA, 1013 nt
Organism: Coregonus sp. 'balchen'
Lineage: Eukaryota; Metazoa; Chordata; Actinopteri; Salmoniformes; Salmonidae
Source: the annotation of a GenBank genome assembly
GCUUACGUCUGGAAUGCCAACAUUUAUUUGAAACCCAACAGCACUGCUAAAGCAAUGCAAGUGAUCCAUAAUGGAGAGGAUCAUCAGAUUGUUAACGGUGCCCCUGACUGGGCAUAUGAGGGUGAGUACUGAGUAACAUUGACCCAUUUUAGAGGGAAGGGACGAGGUGGGUUUCAUCACACACAAGGCUUUUGAGUAACUUGAUUUCUUCCACUUUUUUCAGAGGAGGUUUUCUCAUCGAAUGAGGCAAUAUGGUGGUCACCAACUGGAAAGUAUCUGGCUGGGUUUAAUGACACAGAGGUCCACACGAUCGAGAACUCUUUGUAUGGAUAUGAACAAUACCCCAGAACAGUGGUUGUCCCAUACCCUAAGGUGGGAUGUUGUAAUAUGUGCCCUUUUUAAAGCAUGGUAUGAAUGAGAGAUAUACCACAGAUAGCAGGUAAUAGGUAAAAUAUAUACCAUGAUCACACAUUAUGUGUGUGUUGUACAUUGUACACAGUAAAUACAGUAUGUGAAUUAUAUGUUUUGUACCCUGAAAGAAUGCUCAUCAUUUUUGUUAUUCAUGUUAUCUCCUAUCUUCUGGCUCAACAAAUUCUAAGGCAAAGCUGUUUGUGGUGGACACAGGUGGUGGUGCCAGAUUCCAUUGGUGCAGGGUACAGUAUCAUGUCAUACUUUCAUAUACAUUGAUUUCGGUUGAAAUAGUAAAGUAUCAUCAUAGCUAUUCACAUGUAAAAAGUGUGAUAUAAACCGGUCGCUUUGUGUUGUUUUUCUCCCAGUGAUCACUAUUUGAGAUCAGUCACAUGGAUGACGGAUGAGAUGUUCAGUGGACCAAGAGGAAGCAGAACCAUGUCCUUUUACAGAUGUAUGACUUUGACGGAAACAACUGGAAUGAGAACCAGGUAGUUGUCACCUCACCCCAGACUCUGUGGGUGGGCUCCUUGGUAAACAACAGCACUCAGAGAACAGAGAACCAUGUGUUUUCCAACAUUAACACCAGGAAUGUUGCUGUGUGA